AUGACACCGGCAACACCAGCAGCCUCAGCAGCUAAGGCAUUCCGAACCUCCUUCUCAUCCAACCUAAUUCCAUUCAAUGGCUUGAGGCGCCUCGCCGUUAGCGGCGGCAGCGGGUGCAGCCCUAACGGGUUGCAAAGAGCCGUUGAGCGAAGAGCCGUUGAGGCGUCGGUGUCAGCGCGUGAGACGACGGAUGCGAAUGCAUCGACGGCCGAUGCGACGGGGCUAGGGAAGGCGAUUCGCGACGAUUUCCCGAUUCUGCAUCAGGAGGUGCCAGGCGGCCAGCCAUUGGUGUAUCUAGACAGCGCAGCAACUUCGCAGAAGCCACUGCAAGUGAUCAACGCCAUGGAUGAUUAUUACCGGCGCUACAAUGCCAAUGUGCACCGUGGUGUGCACUAUCUCAGCAUGUUAGCCACAGAGGAGUACGAGAAGGCGCGCGAGAAGGUGGCGCGGUUCAUCAACACAGCCCAGGGCCCCUCGGAGAUCGUGUUCACACGCAACGCCAGCGAGGCAAUCAACCUGGUGGCGUACUCGUGGGGCCUCUCCAACCUCGCCCCGGGCGACGAGGUGCUCCUCACAGUCGCGGAGCACCACAGCAACAUCGUCCCCUGGCAGAUUGUAGCCCAGAAAACCGGGGCGGUUCUGAAGUUUGCACCCCUGAAAGUGCCGGAGGCGGCGGAGAGGGAGGGGCAUGCGGCGGGCGCGGAGGUGGACUAUGAGCGACUGCUGGAGAUGAUUGGCGCGCGCACGAAGCUCGUGGCCGUGCACCAUGUCUCCAACGUGCUCGGCUCCGAGUCCCCAGUAGAGCAGAUCAGAGAAAAGGCGCAUGCAGUGGGCGCCAAGGUUCUAUUAGACGCAUGCCAGUCCGUGCCACACAUGCCGGUGGACGUGCAGCACCUGGGGGUGGACUUCGCAGCAGUCUCCUCACACAAGAUGUGUGGUCCCACGGGCAUUGGCUUCCUCUAUGGUCGAUCCGACGUGCUCGCCUCCAUGCCUCCCUUUAUGGGAGGAGGCGAGAUGAUUCAGGACGUCUUUUUGGACCAUUCCACCUACUCUGAUCCCCCCGCAAGGUUCGAAGCUGGCACGCCAGCCAUUGCGGAGGCCAUAGGGCUGGGAGCAGCAGUGGACUAUCUGACAGCUAAGGGCAUGGAUAACGUGCAUGCAUAUGAGAUGCAUCUAUCAGAGUACCUUUACAAGCAGCUCUCAGCCGUCGAUCGAGUGCGCAUCUACGGCCCUCCUCCACCGUCUCUGCUCCCGGGAGGUCCGACCGCCGUUCAAAGGGGGCGGGUGGCGGCGCUGUGCACGUUCAGUGUGCAGGGCAUGCAUGCCACCGACGUGUCCUCGUUCCUGGACCAACAGCACGGAGUGGGCAUCCGCAGCGGGCACCACUGUGCGCAGCCCAUUCACCAGCAGCUGGGCAUCAAUGCGAGUGCGCGGGCGAGUGCGUAUGUGUACAACACAAAGGAGGAGAUAGACACGUUCAUUGUGGGGCUCAAGGACACCAUCGACUUCUUUGUUAACUUCUCCUGA
This is a messenger RNA of Closterium sp. Naga37s-1, 1527 nucleotides long. The record is from the annotation of a GenBank genome assembly. Lineage: Eukaryota; Viridiplantae; Streptophyta; Zygnematophyceae; Desmidiales; Closteriaceae.